This is a messenger RNA of Peniophora sp. CBMAI 1063, 324 nucleotides long. The record is from the annotation of a GenBank genome assembly. Lineage: Eukaryota; Fungi; Basidiomycota; Agaricomycetes; Russulales; Peniophoraceae.
AUGUCGCAGACCGACCCCCGCGACCCGUCUCGUGAGGUGAAGCGUACGCCGCCCCAGUCAUGGCAGGGAGAGUCUCCCGACGCGCUUGGGACUUCCGGUAUGUUUCUUGCUGGCCUCAUCAUGGUUACGCGCAAUAGGUACCUCUCCUGGCCGUCAUUCUUCUUUGGCAUUAGCGCAUACAUCAACUACCAUCCCCUGCGCACCAAGGAAGGCGGCCAGCCUCCCCUGGCGAAUCUUGCGCUGGCUUUUGCUGCUGUCGUCGCGUCGUACCUACCGAUGUUCCUUGCGGACCCCAAGAGCAAUCAGCCAGUCAAGCUCGUAUAA